AAGGGAUUUGGUGUUUCGUCCGGAACCUGCUAAACUAUGACUUACUACUUGUGUCGGCUUUGUUGCAGCUGGACGGAGACGGGGCUCUUGUGCGAAAGGACAACCACUUACGCGAUCGUGGCGCGUGUUUUCGGAAUAGAGCUGGCUCAGCUAUCGUCGCUUCCCGAAUACUGCUGCAAGCAGUGUGCCUCAUCGCUGGAUGCCUGCCGAGUUUUCUACGAGCGGGUUCAAGCAUCGGAUGCAUUUAUACGCAAUCUGCACGAAAAUGAUAAGCUGGAAGCGUUUCUUAGCAGACAGGACAGUUGGUGCCCUGAAACCGGCUUCAGCACAACUAUUUCGGAAAUAAGGCAAGCAGAAAGUGUACCAUGGCAGGAUGGCGUGGAAGGAGACUGUUUGGGAAAUGUUACACCGAUGAAGGAAAAGUUGAUCUCUUUAGACAUAAUGCCUGUGGAGGAGCUAGAGAUCGUGAAUGGACCGUUGAUCGAUGCGAUGCAUGGCGAGGAUAGCGAAACGCUGUUCAAAGAAGAAGUGCUUACUGCGGUGCAGGACCUCUCAGGAUCGGGCGAUGAAUGCGAGCCGAUCGAUGUAAACGACCUAGGACCAGCAAAACCAUCGUACCGGGCGCGACACGCGGAUCAGGAACUGAUCAAGAAAAAUCCCCUUAUGUGCUACAUCUGCGAGGAAGAGCAAACGAGUGUGCCGAGCCUACGAACGCAUCUAUUUUCACAUGACGAUCUGCUGCCAUAUCACUGCACACAGUGCAGCACACCGGAGCAGCCCAUUGAUAUUCGGACGCUGAUUGCUCUGAACAAUCAUUUCGAAUCCCACCAGCUGCCCAUCCAGUGCGAACAAUGUCCUUUGCGUUUUCGAACCUACGAUGCCCGCGUGUUUCACCAGAAGAACAAGCACAACUCGAAGGCACCCUUCGUGUGUGACACCUGUAAGAAGGAAUUUGUGAACCAUUACAAGUUUCGCAAGCACAUGAUCGCCCAUCGAAACAAGCUAACGCAACGGUACAAGUGCGGCACGUGCGAGAAAGUCUUUCAAAACUCCACGGUCCUCCACCGGCAUGAGUUGAUACACUCCGAUACCAAGCUCUUCAAGUGUCCGUUUUGCGCACGUUUGUUUAACCAUCAGUCGAACUUUGAGGUACACAAGGCGCGCCACCAGCGCAAUCAGUUGAAGCUGUACCCGUGCGAUGUGUGCGACGAGCGGUACACCAAGUUCGACGAAUGGAAGCGCCACAUGCAUCAACACUUUCCACAGGAUCGUCGUUACUGGUCGAAGGAGCUAGCCCUGUCGAAGGAGUUGCAGGAUCAGGCCUACUAUCCGGCAUCCUGCCAGGAACCAGGCUGCUCGUACGUGGCCGCAACGAUCGUCAAAAUGUGGAGCCACUAUCAAUCGCACUACAAAUCGUUCGGCUGUACCCAGUGUGGGCAAAAUUUUGCCAAAAUGCACAAGCUGCGCACCCACAUCGAGACGGUACACGAGCAGAUCCGGAAGCACGAGUGUACCAUCUGUGGGCGGCUCUUUGCUGUUGCACAGAAGCUGCGCGAGCACCUUGAUUGGCACAAUGGAAUCCGUAGCAAGCAGUGCAAAUACUGCCCGAAGACUUUCAUUUUUUCAUCGAAUUUGGUCAUCCACGAGCGUACUCACACUGGACAUAAGCCUCAUGGCUGCGAUCAAUGCGAUGCCCGUUUUUCUUCCAGCGCUGGACUGGCGAAACAUAAAAAGUGUCAUGAUCCGAAGGACCCUCCCAAGCAAAAGCUAAUCGAACAAGGACAUUCUGGCCAUGUCUAGAUGUUCUACGUGCUGUACCACGGUUGGCUCUCUUCUGUUCGUCUCUACUUUUGUUCUUUUUUGUCCAAGGUAUCUAAGUUUAAGAAACGGGCCAAAACAGUUGUAUCUAUGCCAAGGCACAAUUUUAUUAAUAUAAGGCAAAAUAAACAUGUUCACAUCACACAAUGUUUGCGAUUAACACGCUUUGAGAAAAAAAAAGCCUUCACACAAUUUGCUUAAUUCAAAAUUAAAUUCCUUUUCUAUCGAUCCGCAUUGUCAGUAUAAGCGCUUAUUCUAAAGAGAUAGAUUGGAAGCAACUUCCACAACCACAUGGAAGAAAGGUUAUAUACUUAAAACAACAAUCGAACAUCUUCUGGC
This is a messenger RNA of Anopheles aquasalis, 2157 nucleotides long. RefSeq names its product oocyte zinc finger protein XlCOF28-like. Gene Ontology annotation, biological process: regulation of transcription by RNA polymerase II. NCBI's taxonomy places the organism in Eukaryota, Metazoa, Arthropoda, Insecta, Diptera, Culicidae. Gene Ontology annotation, cellular component: nucleus. Gene Ontology annotation, molecular function: RNA polymerase II transcription regulatory region sequence-specific DNA binding; DNA-binding transcription factor activity, RNA polymerase II-specific; zinc ion binding. The record is from RefSeq and is a predicted model, not a curated record.